CAAACCGACUAUUUUACUUUCUAGGAACUUCACAUGGAGGAAAACAGAGUUAAGGACCUGACGUUUCUUACUGGUCUUGAUAAUCUGGAAGUGUUAUUCCUCAGUGGAAAUCGUAUCGAGCAACUGGUGGAGGUACAGAAACUCGAGAGCUUAUCAAACUUGAGGGAACUCUCAGUCGUGAAUAAUUCUGUGUCACGGAAACUUCUACAUCGGCCUCUGAUCGUCUUCAGACAACCCAACAUUGAGAUACUCGAUGGCAUCCCUGUCACUCCUGAAGAAAGAAUGAAGGCUGAUCUUUACUUCUCUGAUCAGCCCCAGAUGCAGCAGCAGACUAUUAUGGGAAGUAUGGACAACAUGCUGCCAGGCAUUGGAACGAUGAGAGGUGGCAUGCAUAAUGAUAUGCCUUCACCUAGACUCACACAACAGCACUCGCAGCUGUUUCAACAGCAGUCCACUGCGAGCAAUGGUAGAAAUCGUCAGUACCCUGGGGUAUUCAAGAAACAGCAUCGGCCAUAACACAGCUAUAUGCUGCCAGUGACUACAGUUCCAGUAAAAUGAUAUUUGCAGAGGGUUUCUGCAUUAGUUUCCCAUUGUUAGUGAGGUGUAUUUAUUUGCAUUUGUUGUUAAAUAUUUAAAAGUACACAAAUCAUGGCGCACUUCCAUUAGUCCGUUUAUCUGUUGCCACUAACACAUGUUGGUAUUUGUGUAAAUAUGUACACUUAAAUGGGGUGAAGUAACAUGUUUCUAUGAUACUUAAUUAGCAAAUAUACAUAAAAAUCAUGGAGGCUACUAUAUAAAAACGAAGUACACUGCCCUUUUAUUAAAAACGUAAACGCUUGUAUAUAUUUGUUACAAAAUUCAAAAGUUAUUAUAUGUACAUGAAUGUAUAUUCUAAAUACUUGUUUCUAUUUGUAAUUCUUUAGAGUCGUCUUUUGUGUUAAACUAAUGAUAUUGUACAGCUUGUUAAUGUCAAAUGUAAACUGUUGCUUCAUUGUUAAUAAUAUGCACUGCGUUUAUAUUAUUUUUGUGUUUGUGUUUAAGCAUAGUAAAUUUGCAUAAACCAUGUUUAUUGUCUUACUAGAACGCUUUCCAUGAAUAAGAGUAACGAAGCACAAUGUAUUUGCUAUAGGCGAGUAUAUGUGUCAAAAGUGCCCAAAGUUCAAUGUUUUAAUGUGUAAUAAAUCUGUAGCAUUGUAAA
This is a messenger RNA of Priapulus caudatus, 1198 nucleotides long. RefSeq names its product leucine-rich repeat-containing protein 9-like. Gene Ontology annotation, cellular component: U2 snRNP. The record is from RefSeq and is a predicted model, not a curated record. NCBI's taxonomy places the organism in Eukaryota, Metazoa, Priapulida, Priapulimorpha, Priapulimorphida, Priapulidae. Gene Ontology annotation, biological process: mRNA splicing, via spliceosome. Bases 34 to 516 code for a protein of 160 amino acids. Gene Ontology annotation, molecular function: protein binding; U2 snRNA binding. The transcript is spliced from 6 exons.